Messenger RNA from Ornithodoros turicata, 2540 nucleotides. RefSeq names its product nuclear cap-binding protein subunit 1-like (gene Cbp80). The record is from RefSeq and is a predicted model, not a curated record. The transcript has 24 exons. NCBI's taxonomy places the organism in Eukaryota, Metazoa, Arthropoda, Arachnida, Ixodida, Argasidae. Gene Ontology annotation, cellular component: nuclear cap binding complex; nucleus. Gene Ontology annotation, biological process: nuclear-transcribed mRNA catabolic process, nonsense-mediated decay; mRNA export from nucleus. Gene Ontology annotation, molecular function: mRNA binding; protein binding; RNA cap binding. Bases 125 to 2464 code for a protein of 779 amino acids.
UAACUAGCGUGCGUAUUAAUUCCAGGUUUAUUGUAGAAUGGCGGCAGUGUCGUGCAUGGUGCUUGGUGGUGCCUGGCAGUAGUGACUGUGCAGUCGUAUAGCAUUGUUGCGUUUUGGUGAAACAAUGAGUCGGAGAAGACAGUUUGAAGAAGACGAUGAUGACGAUUUUCGUCACCGGAAGAGGAGGAGGGUCAGCUCCGAACCGAAAGAAAUCGAGGAUCGUUUGGAAUCCCUCAUAAUGCGCGUUGGUGAGAAGAGCACAUCAUCUCUGGAAAGCAACUUAGAAGGUUUGUCGGGUGUCUUGGAUGCAGAUCUGCCAAGCUACAAGGGAAACAUUCUCAGCAUUUUAGUAGAGUGUGCUGUAAGGAUGCCAGAGAAGACAACAAUUUAUUCGACGCUGAUAGGACUCUUAAAUGCCCGGAACUACAACUUCGGCGGUGAGUUUGUGGAGCUCUUAGUGAAGAGCUACAAAGAGUCUUUGAGGGAUGGAAAAUUAGAGGAUGCCAGAAUGACUGUGCGAUUCUUUGCUGAUCUUGUGAACUGCCACGUGAUCUCCGUUGGAUCUGUAGUCAAUUUGUUUGAAAACCUAGUGGAAGUAACCAUGGAGGAGGGAAUCCCACAGGUUCGAUCGGACUGGUUUGUGUACGUUGUGCUCACGUCUCUGCCAUGGGUUGGCAGAGAACUGUAUGAAAAGAAAGACCAAGAGCUGGAUAGACUAUUAAGGCACAUUGAUGAAUACAUUAGCAAACGACAGAAGAAACAUGUUCCAGCCCUACGUGUCUGGCAGUCUGAUGUACCACAUCCACAAGAAGAGUGCUUAGACAACCUGUGGGCUCAAGUGUGCAAGCUACGUAGUGACAAGUGGGUAGAGAGGCACAUCACAAGGCCCUACCUAGCAUUCGAUGGAGUGUUGUGUGAAGCCCUACAGCACACCCUUCCCCCACUACCUCCCCCUGCAUAUAGUCCACAGGACACCUAUCCCUUCCCCACAGUUAUUUUUCGCCUCUUUGACUACACUGAUUGUCCAGAGGGCCCUGUCCUACCAGGAGCACACUCUAUUGAACGGUUCCUCAUAGAAGAACAGCUACAUCGUACUAUUGAAGAGCACCACGCGAACAGGAAGGAAUGUGCUGCACAGUUGCUCAGUUUCCCAGCAAAGCACAAGAUUCCACUGGAGUACAUGAUCGUUGAGGUGAUAUUUGCUGAGUUGUUCAACUUGCCCACAUCGAGGUACAUAGAAAUCUGCUACGGCUCCUUACUGUUAGAACUGUGCAAGUUGCAACCAAGCACCAUGCCUCAAGUUCUCGCACAAGCUGUAGAGCUGCUUUAUGAGAGAUUGGACACCAUGAACGUGGACUGUGUGGACAGGUUCUGCAGCUGGUUCGCCUACCACUUGAGCAAUUUCCAAUUCCGUUGGACAUGGGAUGAUUGGAGUGAUGCUGCUUCCCUCGAUCCUCUUCAUCCCAAGGCACUGUUUCUCAGGGAGGCUCUGCACAGAUGCCUUAGGUUGUCAUACCACCAGCGAAUUGUCGACUUUGUUCCAGAUACUUUUACACCAUUCAUUCCUGCCAAACCACAACCAGUCUACAAAUAUGGUGACGAAGGAGUAGAAUCCUUACCAGGCGGAUCUUGUGUUGCGCAGCUGACAGCAGCCAUCAAAUCCAAGUGUACACCUGAAGAGGCCCUGGAUGCUCUGACAGAUGUUCCAAACCCCCUCCAGGAAGACGACAUGGAGCCAAUGCACAAUCCCCUCAAGAUUGACAUCUUUGUCCAAACGUUGUUGCACAUUGCGAGCAAGUCCUUUUCGCAUGCUUUUGCAGGAAUUGCAAAAUUCCACUACACAUUCAAGCAGCUUGCUCCGACUGAAGAAGCGCAGAUUUGUGUCCUGAGAAGCAUGUAUGACAUUUGGCACAACCAUCAACAGAUGAUGAUUGGCUUGGUAGACAAAUUCCUGAAGACUCAAAUUGUGGAAUGUUCUGCUGUUGCCAACUGGAUCUUCUCGAAGGAGCUCCUCGCAGAUUUCACAAAGUCUUACAUCUGGGAGAUCUUGCACCUGACUAUCCGAAAGAUGAUUAAGCACGUCAAAAAGCUUCAGGCUGAACUGGAGAGUGCAAAGAACAAUUCACAGAAGGAGGAAAUGGAUGAUAGCCCUGCAGAUGAGCUCGUUGAACGAAUGGAAGAGAAGCUGGAGGCUACUCAGAGUGACUUAAAGAAUCUUUUCCUCAUCAUUUUUCAGCGUUUCAUUAUGAUUCUAACGGAACACAUCGUCCACUGUGAGUCUGAAGGCAUAGACUUCAAUACGCACUGGUUUCGUUGGACAUUGGGAAGAUUGCAAGAAGUAUUCUUUCAGCACCAUGAGCAUGUAUUCAAGUACGUGACAACACUCGAGUCUCUCGUGUUCACAACCGACAUAGACUCUCACGUCUUGGGAGUCUUUCAGCAGUUUGCAGCUCUGCGGGCAUAGGGAUCCUUCCAUCACCAUCCUUGUACUUGUCACGGGCAAUGGUAGACAAUAAAGUCAUCCAUCAUGAUCUAUUUAA